This is a messenger RNA of Penicillium cinerascens, 900 nucleotides long. RefSeq lists its product as uncharacterized. The record is from RefSeq and is a predicted model, not a curated record. The transcript has 6 exons. The coding region runs from base 1 to 900 and encodes 299 amino acids. NCBI's taxonomy places the organism in Eukaryota, Fungi, Ascomycota, Eurotiomycetes, Eurotiales, Aspergillaceae.
AUGCCCCGCUUGUCGACUAUCACGUUUCUCCCCUCUGCUGGAAACACGUCCCUGUCUAGAAAAUUAACCAUUAUACAACCGCCCGUUGAUUUCCGCCACUUAUAUGCAAGCUCUUUCGACCUAUCUAUCAAUUCAUUCGAGCGGCCAAAUCCUCUUCAAAAUCCCACUCGGCGAAAACGUCGACAAUCUCAACCUCCGCCUCCGCCACGCCCAACUCCUCAUCCUACAUCUUUCGCCAUUAACCGAGGAGUGAACUUUCUGCAAAAAGAAAAUAAAUUACGCGUACUUGCCUCGAACAUAUUCCUAUCUGCUGUGUCCCCAUUAGACAUUCGGUUGUCUAUAGCUCGUUUUGAGAACGAGAUGGCACUUGCCAGCGGAGAUACUAUAUGCUCUUCUUGCGGCAAGCUUGUCCCUAGUACUAAUAUACGUCGAUUUCUUGAUAGUGAUCCCUUGCUGCGGCCAUUGGAAGGGCUUCUCGAUAGCUGCGGUUGCAAUGACGGUUUCUCGAGUCUCUGCUCGAUAUGCUAUGCCGCGCUCCUUCGAGGAUCGACUCCGAAAUUCUCCGCCCAAAAUAAUCACUAUCCUGGCGCCCUCAAGGAUCUUACUCUGACCGAAGAAUAUCUUAUCGCCAAAUCUCACCCUGUUGGGGUGGUUGUGAAAUUACGGCCUAGGGGUCAAACGUCGCCGGCAAACUACCGUGCGUUACGUGGCCAUUUCAUCAUUAUACCUCCUGAGCUGCAGUUCACUGAGCUUAUUAAACUAUUUUUGACUAUUCGUAAAUAUAAGGUUCUUGCUGCUCUUCGCUAUCUCGUGCGUUAUAACCCUUUGUAUAGAGACGUUACGAUAGAUCAUUCAGCUGUGGAUCACUGGCCCGAUGAUUUUAUACCUUUAGAUUUAUAG